Messenger RNA from Microcebus murinus (gray mouse lemur), 3623 nucleotides. Its product is annotated as putative beta-1,3-galactosyl-O-glycosyl-glycoprotein beta-1,6-N-acetylglucosaminyltransferase 7. Gene Ontology annotation, molecular function: acetylglucosaminyltransferase activity. Lineage: Eukaryota; Metazoa; Chordata; Mammalia; Primates; Cheirogaleidae. Gene Ontology annotation, cellular component: membrane. The record is from RefSeq and is a predicted model, not a curated record.
AUUGUAUGAUUCCAUUUAUAUGUUACAGAAUAUGCAAACUAAUCUAUAGUGACAGAAAGUAUAUUGGCAAUUGCCAGAGAUGGGGAUAGAAAGAAGGAUGGACUAAAAGGGGCACAAGAAAACUUUUAGGGGUGAGGGAAAUGCUUGUUAUCUUGAUUGUGGUGAUGGUUUCACAGGUGUAUACAUACACAAAAACUGAGCAAAUUAUAUACUUUAAAUACAUGUAGUUUAGGAUGCUUCAAUACAGUUAGGAGAAAAAUUUGUAAGACCCUAAAUUCUAUCUGUUGUGUCUUUUAGGAAGCAUAAAAGAAAAAAUUUCAAACUAUGGUAAUAAGAAUGCACUUGGAGCUCAAAACAUGAGCCAGUUUCGAGCCACAAAGUCUGGAUUUCUCAUUUGCACAGUCAUUUGCAUCUUCAUUUUUCUUUAUUUAAGGACUCCAACUCAUGAGGAACCAGAGGAGGAACCCACCUAUCCAGUAGUAGUGGAAUGUGGCUUUUAUCCAGAUGAACUGUGUUCAGCUUUAUUUGAAGGGAAAGGGGCAGCCCCCCAAAUUGCAAAAUUUUGUAAAAACCCAUAUAGAUCUGAAAUACUUGCUCAUUUACACAAACCAGGAAAUUGCUCCAGGAUUUCCCAGGGGUUGCAUUUCAUAACCAGACCCCUGUCUGCAGAAGAGGGCAAUUUCUCUCUGGCAUACAUUAUAACUAUUCAUAAGGAGCUGGCCAUGUUUGUGCAGCUUCUCAGAGCUAUUUAUGUACCUCAAAAUGUUUACUGUAUUCAUGUUGAUGAAAAGGCCCCAAAGAAGUAUAAGACUGCUGUGCAAACCUUGGUUAGCUGUUUUAAAAACAUUUUUAUUUCAUCAAAGAGAAAGAAGGUUGCUUAUGCUGGCUUUACGAGACUGCAGGCGGAUAUUAAUUGUAUGAAAGAUCUAGUGCAUUCCAAAUUUCAAUGGAACUACGUCAUUAAUCUCUGUGGACAAGAUUUUCCAAUCAAAACCAACAAAGAAAUCAUACACUAUAUCAAAAGCAAAUGGAAUGAUAAAAAUAUCACUCCCGGAGUAAUCCAACCACCAAACAGUAAAUCCAAGACAAGACAAAGUCAUCCCAAAUUCAGUCCUGAAGGAAAUAUCUAUGUAUCUCCAAAUAAAAGAUUCAAAUAUGAACCACCCCACAACUUAACAAUUUAUUUUGGAAGUGCUUACUAUGUACUUACGAGAAAGUUUGUAGACUUCAUACUAACUGACAUUCGUGCAAAAGACAUGCUUCAGUGGUCCAAAGAUAUCUACAGUCCAGAGCAACACUACUGGGUGACCCUGAACCGACUAAAAGAUGCUCCGGGUGCUACACCAAAUGCUGGCUGGAAAGGAAAUGUUCGAGCCAUUAAACGCAGAAAUGAGGAAGGACAUAUUCAUGAUGGAUGUAAAGGCUAUUAUGUCCAAGAUAUCUGUGUUUAUGGACCAGGAGACUUGCCAUGGAUCAUUCAAUCACCUUCUCUGUUUGCCAACAAAUUCGAGCCCUCAACAGACCCACUUGUGGUUACAUGCUUAGAGAGGCGGCACAGACUGAAAGUCCUAAGGCAGGCAGAAGUUCCUGUAGAGCCACACUGGCGUUUUCAACAGGAGAGUCAUUUUAACAUGAAACUGAACAGCUGAGGAGUGUUUGCUUUCUUACUGGUAUCAUUCCAUUUCCUUAACUUGGAAUAAGAGAACAUGGAACUGAAAAAGAAAGAACAGGAAAAUGAUACAAAUAUAAAUUAUCCCUAAAUACAAAUAAGAAUGGAAAAUGAUACAAAUUACUCUUAAAAUGAAUUCAGAAACAUGUUAUUGACAAGACUUUACUACUGAUUAUAGGCCACUUUUAAUAGCUUUGGGAAAGGAAUCAUAAGAGAAAAAAUAAUUCAAGCUACCACUGGUGACAUGUACAUAAGUAUCCAGAAGGCCAUCAGUUGCUGAAAACCAAAAUUCUCCAAAAGCUUAGAUCCAGGUUCAAACUGGAGUAAGGAAAAUACAUCUUGUUUUGAAGUCCUGGAUACUACUGUGUAUCACCUUUCGUACUGCUCACAAGUUUUCUCCCAUGUUUCACGUGCCAUCUGUUAUGGACCUUAGAUGUCAACACACUGUCUUGUCCAUUAGGGAGAGUAGAAGUUUACCACCAAAUUUGGAAAUGAAAACGUCAAGAAUGAAGAAAGGUGACAUAAUAUUUUCCAGAAAAGGCGAUAUUCUUCUCCUAGCAUGGAAAGACAAGCGGGUUGUCUGAAUGAUAUCAACGAUCCAUGACACUUCUGUCUCGACAACAGGAAAAAAAAAAUAGAAAAACAGGAGAGAACAUUGUAAAACCUGUCUGCAUCAAGGAAUACAACGCCCACAUGAAAGGCAUUGACCGUGUGGAUCAAUUCCUUUCGUGUUGUUCCAUUCUAAGGAAAACGAUGAAAUGGACAAAAAAAGUAGUGUUGUACCUUAUAAACUGUGGACUUUUCAAUUCAUUUAAAGUGUACAACGUCCUCAAUCCACAAGCAAAAAUGAAGUAUAAACAGUUUCUGCUAUCAGUGGUGAGAGACUGGAUAAUGGAUGACAAUAAUGAAGGCUGUCCGGAACCAGAGACAAAUCUGUCCAGCCCUUUCCCUGGGGGUGCAACAGCACCUCAUAAAGAUCUACCCAAAAGGUUGUCAGGUGAUAUGAAGCAGCAUGAACCUACGCGUAUUCCAGCGAGUGGAAAGAAAAAAUUUCCAAGGAGAGCCUGCAGAGUUUGUGCCGCCCGUGGAAAAAGGAGCGAAUCUAGAUAUUUAUGUAAAUUUUGUUUGGUCCCUCUUCAUAGAAGAAAAUGUUUUACGCAGUACCAUACGUUAAAAAAGUACUAGGAAAUUUAAUUGUUUGAUUAGUUUUUUAAUUGUUUAAGUAAAUAAAAAUGUUAUAAUUAUUGAAAAACAACACCUAAAGUGCAUUAUGAUCUGUAGUUAUGAUGAUUUAAAUAACGUGCAGUUUGUCCAAAAACGUGCAGUCCCUGGCGUAUGUCUUAGAGAUUUCUAUGUGGUAUGAGAUAAUUAAUAAAGAAUAAACUCCCAUUGAAAACGAAAAUAUGCUUAUCUAAAACAGUCCUCAUUGGCUGAGAACAACAUAAUUUUGUUCUGGAAAAACACUGGAGUCUAUUUCUUUGGGUAAAAUGAAACUAAUCUGGAGUAGAAGACACAGCUUCUUAAAAAGGCUGCCCCUAAGUGUCUGCAGUCUCACUGCUUCAUCGCUAGUACUUUCUGUGAUGGUGGAGGUGUUCCAUACCUGAGCCAUCCAACACUAACCACAACCACAGGGGCUACUGGCACUGGAAAUGUGGCUAGCAUGAUUGAUGAAGUGAAUCAGUUUGUAAUUGAUUUUAAAAUUUUUAAUUAAUUUAAUGCUAAGUAGGCAAAUGUGGGUAAUGGCUACCAUGCUGAAUAGCACAGCGUAAACAGUUGUGGUUAUCUCUGUUCGCCGGCCCAAGUCUUCUCCCUUAUAAAGUCCAUGAUUUUUUUGUUUUUGCUGCUGUUGUUGUUGAGAACUUUAUAUACAUUCUCUUUUCUAAAAGAGUUCACGGCAUCAUCUAAGACCGAAAUGCACACUAUUAAAUAGUAAAACAUAAAACAACUAAAAAAA